Molecule: messenger RNA, 1569 nt
Organism: Salvia hispanica
Lineage: Eukaryota; Viridiplantae; Streptophyta; Magnoliopsida; Lamiales; Lamiaceae
Gene: SNRK2.3
Product: sucrose nonfermenting 1(SNF1)-related protein kinase 2.3
Biological process (GO): protein phosphorylation
Cellular component (GO): nucleus
Molecular function (GO): protein serine/threonine kinase activity; ATP binding
Source: RefSeq, a predicted model, not a curated record
CUUCCUCACAAUCACAAGCGCAAGGAGAAGAUAAUAAUCGCAUCCACAGUAUCUGUCAUCACAACCAUCGCUCUACUGCUCCCCAGUUAGCCACUGUGCCAAUCUCGUGUUCCCCGUCGAAAAACCCACCGCCGUUCGCUACUUCGAGUAGUCUGUGUCUCGGUCAACGGAGACGGAGAUUUCGAGGUUAUACAAGCUGAAACGUAUCGGGCACCGAUGGCCUUGCCUCCUGGUAUGGAUAUGCCGAUCAUGCACGACAGCGAUCGCUACGACUUUGUUCGAGAUAUCGGCUCCGGUAAUUUCGGUAUCGCCCGAUUGAUGACGGAUAAGCAGACCAAAGAGCUUGUUGCGGUCAAGUAUAUUGAGCGAGGCGACAGGAUAGAUGAAAAUAUUCAGAGAGAAAUUAUCAAUCACAGGUCUUUGAGGCAUCCAAACAUUGUCAGAUUUAGAGAGGUGAUUUUAACACCCACCCAUCUCGCUAUUGUGAUGGAGUACGCAUCUGGAGGAGAGUUAUUUGAACGCAUAUCUAAUGCAGGACGAUUCAGCGAGGAUGAGGCUCGUUUCUUUUUUCAACAACUUAUAUCUGGAGUGAGCUACUGUCAUUCAAUGCAAAUAUGUCAUCGGGACUUGAAGCUAGAAAACACACUGUUGGAUGGAAGCCCAGCUCCUAGGUUGAAGAUAUGUGAUUUUGGGUAUUCCAAGUCUUCUUUGCUGCAUUCACAACCAAAAUCUACAGUGGGAACUCCUGCAUAUAUUGCUCCGGAGGUGUUGCAUAGAAAAGAAUAUGAUGGGAAGCUUGCAGAUGUUUGGUCGUGUGGAGUUACAUUAUACGUAAUGCUGGUUGGUGCUUAUCCAUUUGAAGAUCCUGAGAACCCUAAGGAUUUUCGUAAGACAAUACAGAGAGUCAUAAAUGUUCAAUACUCCAUUCCUGAAACUGUCAUGAUUUCUGAGGAAUGCCGCCAUCUAAUUUCGAGAAUCUUUGUGGCUGAUCCUGCACAACGCAUCAGUAUGCUUGAAAUCAGGAACCAUCCGUGGUUUCUCAAGAACCUCCCAGCAGAUCUGAUGGACGAAACAACCCAAUUCCAAGAGCUGGACCAGCCCAUGCAGAGCUUGGAAACCAUAAUGCAGAUAAUCUCCGAGGCCACUAUACAUCCAGUUGGUUCAUACAACCUAGACAUGAUGGAUGACGAUGACAUGGAUGACCUGGAUUCUGAUCCUGAUCUUGAUAUUGACAGCAGUGGGGAAGUGAUUUAUGCCAUGUGAUUGCUACUUCAAAGAUCGCUAUUUCAAAGAUCCUGAUCUUCAGUUCAUAGGGUGAAUGCAAGCAAUGGUUUGCUAUUUGUGGUUGGUAAGAUAUUCACUGGUCAUGUACUUCCUUUGUUGCAUCAGGUCGCUCUCCUAUCAUAUCGGUUACAUAAUUACUGUUGGAUCGGUUUAAUUAUUCUUAUUUCUUAUUUUGUAUAUGUAGUUGUGUUUGUACAUUGUGUUGUUCCUGUAUCAUUGUAUAUUAGGAUUUGCGAAAAAGUGGGGACCGAACUGAAUAUAUGAAGUGAGUGUGGUUUGUGUCAA